Molecule: messenger RNA, 801 nt
Organism: Elephantulus edwardii (Cape elephant shrew)
Lineage: Eukaryota; Metazoa; Chordata; Mammalia; Macroscelidea; Macroscelididae
Gene: ACRV1
Product: acrosomal vesicle protein 1
Exons: 4
Coding region: 1-801 (266 amino acids)
Source: RefSeq, a predicted model, not a curated record
AUGAAGUUUCUCUUACUAAUUUACCUGAUUGGAUUUGCCAGAGAAGCGUCAGGUCAGCCUGAUGAGCCUCUCAGCCCUAUCAAUCAACAAGCUUCAAUUCAGCAACUUCCAGGUAAGUAUUUCUCACUUGUAAAGCCAUCAGAUGUGGAGGCUUUAUAUGAGUCCUCUUCAGGCGAGCAUUCCUCAAGUGAACAUGCAAGUGAGCAUUCUUCUGGCGAGAACUCAACUGAGCAGCAAACUUCUAGUGACCACCCUUUGGCAGAACAGUCUUCUGAUGAAACACUUUCAGGUGAAACACCUCUUGGUGAAAAAUCUGCUGGGGAAAAGACUUCAGGUGAAAAAGUUUCAAGUGAACAGGCAUCAGGUGAAAAAUCUUUGGAUGAAAAGGCUUCUAGUGAAAAGGCUCCAAGUGAACAGACUUCAGGUGAACAAUCUUCAGGUGAAAAUUCUUUAAGUGAACAACCUCCAGGUGGUUCAACUCUUGGUGAACCCUCCACUGAAAAGCCUUCAAGUGAACCAUCUUUAGGCACAUUGUCUUCAAUUGCCUCAUCUUCAGGCACAGGAUUAAAUUGCCACACAUGCUCAUACAUGAAUGAACAAGGAAAAUGUCUUCGUGGAGAGGGAGUCUGCACCACUCAGAACUCCCAGCAGUGUAUGUUAAAGAAGAUCUUUGAAGGUGGAAAACUCCAAUUCAUCGUUCAGGGUUGUGAGAACAUGUGCCCAUCUAUGAACCUCUUCUCCCAUGGAACCAGGAUGCAAAUAAUAUGCUGUCGGAAUCAAUCCUUCUGCAACAAGAUCUAA